Messenger RNA from Varroa destructor (honeybee mite), 2443 nucleotides. It is a transcript of the gene Ufc1, whose product is annotated as Ubiquitin-fold modifier conjugating enzyme 1. Gene Ontology annotation, cellular component: cytoplasm. The record is from RefSeq and is a predicted model, not a curated record. Gene Ontology annotation, biological process: protein K69-linked ufmylation. NCBI's taxonomy places the organism in Eukaryota, Metazoa, Arthropoda, Arachnida, Mesostigmata, Varroidae. Gene Ontology annotation, molecular function: UFM1 conjugating enzyme activity.
CAUAAAUAAACUAGCCAAUUUAUGGAAUUUUAUUAAUUUGGAUAAAUGACAAGCAAGAAGUACAUAACCGUGCUCCGACUGCAUGUUAAUUGUUAGUGGUUAAAAACCGAUGAGAAUGGUGGCUCUGCGAAACUAACCGCCAAAACGUGGAAACCUUCUGUCCGCUUCGCGCAACGUUUCAUGACGAUGAUGAUACACUAGCACUGACUGCCACCAUCUGGUGGCCUGUGUCGCUACUAGGAAACAAACGGAAGAUUUAGAAAAAAUUAUUGCUGGAUUAUUUUGUUGUUGAUAUAUCUUACUAAAGAACUGUGAUUGCGUGUAGGUGUUAUAAUGGUGGACGCGGCAACAAAGAAAACUUUGUGUGCUAUUCCGAUACUGAAGACAAAGUCCGGGCCACGAGACAAAGAUCUAUGGGUCACCAGACUUAAAGAGGAGUAUCAAUCUUUAAUCAAAUAUGUCGAAAACAACAAGCAAAACGAUAAUGACUGGUUCCGACUUGAGUCAAAUAAAGAUGGUACCCGCUGGUUUGGAAAGUGCUGGUACAUUCACGAACUACUGAAGUAUGAGUUCGAUAUAGAGUUUGAUAUUCCCGUCACGUACCCCACAACCGCGCCCGAAAUCGCUAUUCCAGAACUUGAUGGCAAAACAGCAAAGAUGUAUCGAGGUGGCAAAAUCUGUUUAUCGGACCACUUUAAACCUCUUUGGGCUCGCAACGUCCCGAAAUUUGGUAUUGCUCAUGCAAUGGCUCUCGGACUGGGCCCUUGGCUGGCGGUAGAAGUACCAGACUUGUUAGCUAAAGGUCUUAUUAAACACAACAAUGAUGCAGCGAAUAGCGGCGAUACAAAAAAGAUCCCCAAGGAUAAGGACAAUUGAGCUAGGCAAGAGACAAAGCCCACACUAAGCUCACCCUCAAACGCUAUGGCCAACGGAAGCAGACCAAGUAUCAUCCACGGCUGGAUAUGAUACAUCAUGUCAACGGGAUUGCCCAAACCUGUAAAGUGUUCAUUUUAUAUCAAAGCUUAUAAUUAUUGUACUGUCCGCUUACUAAAUUGUUAAUCUGACCUGAUACACUCUAUUAGCUACUGCAUAAAGGCUAGCUGUUACUAAAUUCAUUUAUAAUCCAUAAAGCUAAGUGACCCAGUAUGGCCUAUGUGUCUCAUACAAUAAAUGACAUGACAGGAAGUAAAACGAGCUAGUGCUUGCUCUAAUACGUUUUUAUGAACAGUGAGAAAGAUUUUUUUAUUAUUUAUUUUUUAUUAAGAAUUUCUUAUAGUGCCAGCAGAACAAAAUUAUUCCAAAAGAGAAUGAAGAAAAUUGUUAGGAAAUGCGUGCUUUACUUUUAUGUAUACAUAUAUAGUGGUGCUUUUAGAUUAAAAGAAAAUUUAGAGAGUUGUUUAUCGUUACAAGCGCGUGUUCAUCUAUCUAUCUAUCUACGCCGUACUACAAAAGUCAGUUCUAUCUAGAAAAAAUCAACAUUAACUAACGAGCGUCGACUAGCCCAUGGCAAACGCCUAAGCGAAGGCGAUAAGGGCGCAUCGGAAGUAGGACCCAUGCUCUAAGCACUUGCUGCCCACAUGUCUGUAGAAACGACAGGAGCUAUCUACGAGAAAAGCUUUCUAAUGCCUCGACUAGGGCUAUCGUACAUCUCCGGGAUUUUCCGAAAAAACGUUAAGCAUAGUGUGAGCGCUAAUUUUGCCGACUGUCUUACCAGGGCGGUUACGUGGACUUUCCCAAUGCUUGCGCGGCUUCCCCACGAAAAGGAACACGCUCAAAUCCGUAAAUGGUGCGGCAUACGGGUCGUCCGAUGAGCCUCCAGUAACUAGCCGAAGAUGAAAUAUUUUUGAGCAGAAUCAUUAAAAAAUCAACGCCCGGAGUCUUGCUUUCGCAGGAGCGUGAGUCGCAUAAACAAAACCGCCAAUAACUCUUUUCUUAGUUCAAGGUCAAAUCUCUUUGCGGUAAGGUAAUUACAAUAUUCGACUCUGGGAUGGAUGCAAACGCAAUCUCUGCGUAGUUGGUAAAUAAAUAAGCUACACUCGCCAGACACGGCAAGGCUUUCAGAACACGCAUAUCUGUAUGAUGUCCGGUGCACUCGCUGGCAACUUUAGGGUGAUUCAUGUCGUAAUCGACGAUAGGCCAGAAAAGCCAUUCCUAAUCGCCGAUAACCUCACGCAGGAUCCGAUUCUGGGAAAGCCGUUUUUGGCGAGAAAGUGUCAGUUUAUAACGAAAACAUUCCUGCCUCGUAAUCACUUUAAGAGGAUGUUAUACCAACGAGGGCAGCAAUAUCGGUAGUAGUCCAAACCACUCUAGCGCUGUACUGCAAACGGACAGGCUAGAAACCUUGAGACUUCGUACGCAUCCUCAUUCAGCGUUGCGAACACGGAUGUGUGGGAUCAGCGUAAUUGCUCGCAAACUUAAUCCCAUCAAAGUAGGAUAUCGCACC